UUUCCUUCCUCUGAUUCUGGGCUGUCAUGGCGACCCCCAACAAUCUGACCCCCACCAACUGCAGCUGGUGGCCCAUCUCAGCGCUGGAGAGCGAUGCGGCCAAGCCUGCGGAGGCCCCCGACGCGCCCCAGGCAGCCAGCCCCGCCCAUUGGCCCAAGGAGAGCCUGGUUCUGUACCACUGGACCCAGUCCUUCAGCUCGCAGAAGGUGCGGCUGGUGAUCGCGGAGAAGGGCCUGGCCUGUGACGAGCGGGACGUGAGCCUGCCGCAGAGUGAGCACAAGGAGCCCUGGUUCAUGCGGCUCAACCUGGGCGAGGAGGUACCUGUCAUCAUCCACCGUGACAACAUCAUCAGUGACUACGACCAGAUCAUCGACUACGUGGAGCGCACUUUCACAGGAGGACAUUUAGCCAAUGCCACCACGGACCUCAUGAAAUUGGACCAUGAAGAAGAACCCCAGCUCUCUGAGCCCUACCUUUCUAAACAGAAGAAGCUCAUGGCCAAGAUCCUGGAGCAUGACGAUGUGAGCUACCUGAAGAAGAUCCUUGGAGAGCUGGCCAUGGUGCUGGACCAGAUUGAGGCCGAGCUGGAGAAGAGGAAGCUUGAGAACGAGGGGCAGAAAUGUGAGCUGUGGCUCUGCGGCUGUGCCUUCACCCUCGCUGACGUCCUUCUGGGAGCCACUCUGCACCGCCUCAAGUUCCUGGGACUGUCCAAGAAAUACUGGGAAGAUGGCAGCCGGCCCAACCUGCAGUCCUUCUUUGAGAGGGUCCAGAAGCGCUUUGCCUUCCGGAAAGUCCUCGGUGACAUCCAUACCACGCUGCUGUCGGCCGUCAUUCCCAACGCGUUCCGGCUGGUCAAGAGGAAACCGCCAUCUUUCUUUGGGGCCUCCUUCCUCAUGGGCUCCCUGGGCGGGAUGGGCUACUUUGCCUACUGGUACCUCAAGAAAAAAUACAUCUAGAGCCAGGCCCAGGCUUGGUGUCUGACUGUCGGUGUCUCUGUGCUGUGUGAUCCCCAGUGAGCUCUCAGUAACGCACUGUUUCAUGAACACUUGGACAGUCCCUCCCCACCCCUCGUUCAGAGUAAUUCUAUCGUCAGUGUGAAAACAUUCCAUAGUUUAGAAGUAGACGUCGCCAAUGCCACGGCUCUACUAAAGGAGAGAAAGAGUGAGAGAGAGAGAGAGAGCAGAAACAAAACACGAAUGCCUUUUCUUUCGCUUCAAGGUCUCAAGAUGGAACUGUGGGGACUGGUUAGGAUCUGAGGUGAGUCGAGGCUGUUUCACCCACUAAGGCCCAGAUUCUGGGAGGUGCUGGGGGCUUGGAGGGCCUGACCCUCUCGUCCCCUUCCCUCUCGCCCA
This is a messenger RNA of Pteropus alecto (black flying fox), 1352 nucleotides long. RefSeq names its product ganglioside induced differentiation associated protein 1 like 1 (gene GDAP1L1). The record is from RefSeq and is a predicted model, not a curated record. NCBI's taxonomy places the organism in Eukaryota, Metazoa, Chordata, Mammalia, Chiroptera, Pteropodidae. Bases 27 to 956 code for a protein of 309 amino acids. The transcript is spliced from 5 exons.